Thunnus maccoyii (southern bluefin tuna) is the source of this 3136-nucleotide messenger RNA. RefSeq names its product component of oligomeric golgi complex 2 (gene cog2). Lineage: Eukaryota; Metazoa; Chordata; Actinopteri; Scombriformes; Scombridae. Gene Ontology annotation, cellular component: COG complex; membrane. Gene Ontology annotation, biological process: intra-Golgi vesicle-mediated transport; Golgi organization; protein transport. The record is from RefSeq and is a predicted model, not a curated record. The transcript has 18 exons. Bases 98 to 2287 code for a protein of 729 amino acids.
CCAUGUUUGCGGAAGCUCGGUCACUACUACACAGCUAGCUGCUUGGAGGCUUGUCGCUCAUCGCUGUGAAUGUUGUAGCGACGUCUUAUAAUUCAACAUGAAUUUACCAAAGGGACCAGACUCUUUGUGCUUCGACAAAGAUGUUUUUAUGAAGGAUGACUUUGACGUUGACCAGUUUGUGGCGGAGUGUCGGAAGCAGGUCCAGCUGGAGGAGAUGAGAGAGGACCUGGAGCUCUACUACAAGCUGCUGAAAACAGCCAUGGUGGAGCUCAUCAACAAGGACUAUGCAGACUUUGUUAACCUCUCCACCAACCUGGUGGGGAUGGACAAGGCCCUCAAUCAGCUCUCUGUGCCCUUGGGACAGUUACGAGAGGAGGUUAUGAGCCUGCGGUCCUGCGUCAGUGAGGUGAUUCAGUCUAUAGACAACCAGCUGUCCAAACAGGAAGAUCUGCAGAAAAAAAAGGUAUGUGUAUUGAGGCUGAUCCAAGUGGUGCGCUCAGUGGAGAAGAUUGAGAAAAUCCUCCACUCACAGAACUCCAAGGAAUCCAGCUCUCUGGAAAUCAGCAGCCCCUUGUUAGCAGGUCAGAUCCUGGAGAGGAUAGCUACAGAAUUCAACCAGCUGCAGUUCCACGCUGUACAGAGUAAAGGCAUGCCCCUACUGGACAAAGUCAGACCUCGUAUCGCAGGUAUAACCUCCAUGCUGCAGCAGUCUCUGGAGGGUCUGCUGAUCGAGGGGCUGCAGACGUCCAACGUGGACAUGGUACGUCACUGCCUGAGGACAUACGCCACCAUUGACAAGACCCGAGACGCUGAGGCCCUGGUAGGACAGGUGCUGGUCAAACCAUACAUGGACCAGGUGAUAGUGGAGGAAGUGGUGAAGUCCAAUCCAAACGGUCUCCAGUUGAUGUAUACUCGACUGUUGGAGUUUGUUCCUCAUCACUGUAGACUCCUCAGAGAGGUGACUGGAGGAGCGAUAUCCAGUGACAAAGCUGACAUAGUGCCAGGCUAUGAUUUCCUGGUGAACUCUGUGUGGCCGGAGAUGAUCAAAGGAAUAGAGGAGAGGUUGUCUUACCUCUUCAACCCCGGAAACCCCGACAUGUUCUACGAGCGUUACAGCGUGAGUAUGGAGUUUGUGCGGAGGUUCGAACGCCAGUGCAGCUCGCAGGCCAGUGUAAAGAGGCUGAGAGUGCAUCCUUCAUACACCAGCUUCCACAACAAAUGGAACCUGCCUGUCUACUUUCAACUACGGUACAAGGAAGUAGCCGGAAGUCUGGAGAACGCCAUAAGUGAUGGAUUAGAGGCAGCACCAGCUGGCAGUGCGUAUCACCUGCAGGUGUCUGUGGUGUUAUGGUCCUGCCUAGUUAAGUGUUGGUCAGACAAAGUCUACCUUUCACCUCUGGCUCAUCGCUUCUGGAAGCUCACGCUGCAGCUCUACUCACGAUACGCCAAGUUUCUUGACGAGGUGUUAACUAAAACUCCAGCCCCUGAGGUGACUAAAGAGCCCACCAGGCCUCUACCGAGCUCAGCCUCGUCCACCUCCAGUCGAACUUCAAUGGACGAGGCCGGCAGCGAGAGCGGGAGUCCCACCUCUCUGUCCACCAAACAGCUGGUCUACAUCGCAGCGGACAUCCAAAAACUACAGGAGCAGAUACCAGAGUUGUCAGAGAUGGUCAGACAGCGGUUAGAAGCCAUUGGAUUCAAGAACUUUGCUGUUGUGGAAGGUGCUCUGGCGGACUCCAAGGCUUGCCUCUCAAGUAGCAUUCCCACUCUCAACAGUAGGAUGACCCAGCAUCUGACUGAACGCUGCUGUCGCUUCCUGAAGAGUGCCUCUGAGGUUCCACGACUCUACCGCAGGACAAAUAAGGAUCUGCCGGUGCGCGCAUCAGCGUACAUGGACAACGCCUUACGUCCGUUACAUCAGGUGUUGACUGACUCAACGGGGCUGGUCACGCCUGCUACAGCACAAGAGUGGCUGCGAGUUGCACUUUCUGACUGCACACAGAGGUACUAUGAGACCAUCUCUGAGGUGCUGAGCUCAGUGAGGAAGAUGGAGGAGAGUCUAAAGCGUCUGAAGCAAGCCAGGAAGGGCACGACCACGACUACCACAGCAGGAGCAAACGGCGGACCCACAGACGACAGCAAGAUCCGCCUUCAGCUGGCGCUCGAUGUGGAAUACCUCGGGGAACAGAUCCAGAAGAUGGGUCUUCAGCCAACUGACAUCUCGAUGUUCUCCACUCUGAUGGACUUGGUGAAAGAGGCCCGAGAGCUUGCUGAUCAGAACCAGUAGACUCUGGUUGACUCCAUAGUAACUGAAACCCAUUAAUAUGCUGCGCUCAUCCUUGCAUUUCCACAGGAUGUGUGAAGGAGAAAAAAUGGUCCCAGUCCAGGCGAGGGCUGUGCGAUAUGACCAAAAUCUCAUAUCCAUAAGUCAUUUUUUAUCCUGAUAGCGAUACAUAUCCCAAUAUAGCACAUUUUCUGUAAAUUCAAUGAAUAAAUAGUUUCUGAUGUGCAAUGCAUUGGUCUGGUUGUGACACAACGGAAUAAACGAUAGAGCAUAAUAUGCAAUGAUAGAUGUUUUUUCUAUCAUCACAUGAUAUAUAUAUAUCGUCAUAUUGCACAGUCCUAGUCCAGGCCGAAGUCAUUGCUUGGGUUACAAUGAUCUGACCACAACAAAAGUAGGAUAAGUACUACUGGACACUACUGAAAUCUGUCUGAUCAAGUGUUAAAGUGUUGUUGGAAACACAGCAGAGACAGUACUGUCUGUCUGUCUGCGAGACUGAAUUAUCAUUGGAUCUACUGUAGGAAAUGUGACUAAAAUGGAUUGUUGCGUGGUAUCAUGUUCAUGAAAUGUUUUCCACAUAAUAAUCAAUGCUGAAUGCUGGUGAUAUGCACUGCUCUAUGCAAACUAAUAUACUGAUCUUAUGUUGGGCCAGAAUGCUGCAUAACAAUAGUUUCUAAGUUGUAAAGUCAGUCAGACAACAUUUGUUUGUUUUCUGCUACCUGGUGAAGGAUAAAGCAAAGAUAAGGAAGUCUGUUUGUGGGUCUCAUGUACAUUUUUGUUAAAAUCAGAUUUAUAUAAUAUAAUAUGUUUGACAUAAUUACCUUGGGAUUAAAAUAAAGAACUUUGGAUACCAUA